This is a messenger RNA of Pungitius pungitius (ninespine stickleback), 3985 nucleotides long. RefSeq names its product enhancer of mRNA-decapping protein 3-like. Gene Ontology annotation, biological process: deadenylation-independent decapping of nuclear-transcribed mRNA; P-body assembly. Gene Ontology annotation, molecular function: mRNA binding. The transcript has 7 exons. The record is from RefSeq and is a predicted model, not a curated record. Gene Ontology annotation, cellular component: P-body. Bases 105 to 1523 code for a protein of 472 amino acids. Lineage: Eukaryota; Metazoa; Chordata; Actinopteri; Perciformes; Gasterosteidae.
GACGUCGCACAUCAAACCGGAAAACGGAACAAACAAACCGUUGGAGCUUUGGCUUUCCUUGACGCCUCGCUACAGAUUUAUUGACAAGGAUCACAGCAAACAGAAUGGCCACAGACUGGUUGGGUAGUGUUGUCUCCAUAAACUGUGGGCUGACAUUGGGAAUCUAUCAAGGAGAGGUUUCAUCUGUCGAUCACAGCUGCCAGACUAUCUCCCUAAAGCAGCCCUAUCACAACGGCGUCAGAUGUCCUCUUCCCGAGGUCACUUUCAGUGCCGUUGAUAUAAAGGAGUUGAAGUUCCUGGAUAUCCACAAUACAGUCAACAAGCCCGGCACCGGUCAGGGAGCUGCAACAGAAUCCAGCUUCAACGCAUCAGCACGACGCGGUCAGAGUAACAAAGUUGCUCUGCCUCAUGUGCCAAACAACUCCCAAUCCACUACUGCACCAAUCACCAUCCUACGCAGAGCCCCCGCCGCUUCAUCUAACAGCAGAGGGGCCACGCAGGCCACGCAAAAGAAGAGCGGCGCGAGGAACGGCGGUCCGGCGAGGACGAGGGACGACGAGUGCUUCGGAGCCGGGACGGACGAGAACAUGGACGCCGACUUCGACUUUGAGGGCAACCUGGCUCUGUUCGACAAAGCCGCCGUCUUCUCCCAGAUGGGCGGCGCCGGCAGCCACAGCGGCCGGGCGCAGCAUCACGGCGCGCCGGGCGAUCCGAGGCCUGCGUCCUAUCGCCACGACGAGAAUAUCCUGGAGGCCAAGCCGGUCGUAUACCGCCAGAUCACGGUGCCCCAGCCCGGGGGCCAAGAGUUCUGCACCGAUUCGGGCCUGGUGGUCCCCAGCGUCCCGUACGAGCUUCACAAGCGUCUGCUGGCGGCGGCGGAGCGAUGGGGCCUGUCCCUCGAGCGCCGGCUGGAGACCACCGGCGUCUGCUCCAGUCAGAUGGCUCUCACUCUGCUGGGCGGACCAAACCGACUCACCCCCAAAAACGUCCACCAGAAGCCCACCGUGGUCCUCCUGUGUGGGCCCCACAUCCAGGGGGCGCAGGGCGUCAGCUGCGCCAGACACUUGGCCAACCACGGAGUCGAGGUCAUCCUGUUCCUGCCCAACUUCGUCAAGAUGCAGGAGUCGGUGACCAGCGAGGUCCAGCUCUACAGCGGGACCGGCAGCAAGCAGGUGGCCAGCGUCAAAGACCUGCCGACGAGCCCCGUCGACCUGGUCAUCAACUGCCUGGACUGCCACGAGAACCCCCUGCUGAGGGAGCAGUCGUGGUACCAGUCCGCCGCCGACUGGGCCAACCAGAACCGGGCCCCCGUCCUGAGCAUCGAUCCCAUGGUCGGCAGUCAGCAUCGCAGUGUUGAGGCGAAGUGGAUCCUCUCCUUGGGCCUUCCCCUGCCGCUGGCUGAGACGGACAGCAGGGUCUACCUCUGUGACAUUGGCAUCCCUAAAAUGGUUUUCCAGGAAGUGGGAAUCCGCUACCACUCACCGUUUGGAUGCAAAUUCGUCAUUCCCCUGCACACGCCGUAAAAGAGAAGCCACGGACUUUGAGUUGAGUUACAAUAGGAGGGAACGGCCCACUAUCCUUUCACGUUUGUAUGUGGCGAUAGCUGAAGAGCAGCAGCAUGACCUCAAGGGUACUUUGGCACAAAGGGCAUACAACUCCCUGACACGUCUGAAAGUAUAUGAUGUUUUUUUUUCUUUCCUUGCUGCCCCUCUGAAAACCCCCGAGGGUGGAUGCGGGGGGGGGUGAGGGGGGGCUGUCAGCACUUGUUGCGUGCGACACCUCUUGUUUUUGCGAGGGAAAGGUUUCCUGUUCUUUGGCGUGUUUUGAUAAGGCCUCUGGAUGACGACGUCGCUGGGCACCAUGAGCCUGACCUCUGAUCACGUGACCAGGAGGAGCAGCACACACACACACUUCCUGCUUCCUCCUCCAGAUUGCAUGUAGUGGCUGUAGCAUUUUUCACUGAUCAUGGGUUGUUACACUGAAUAUAUGUUUCUAGUAUUUUUAUUUAUUUUUGGAAUACAUCUCAGGAACAAUGUAUAAAAAAUGUAAAAAAAUAUCUUUGAUUAAGAUUACAUCCAAUAGCAUACGCAUUGAUGUCGGGCAAGUUCUCAACCACUGAAAAUGAAAAGUAGCUGCUGGAACUUCUGAGGAUUGAUUUUCUGUAUUUGUGAAGUCUUGCAGAUUAUACAGGAUUUCAAAGCACACAUUCCAAGCACCAGGAACAUCUUGGGCCAGGUUAAUCUCCAGGGAUUAUAGCCAGUUUGGUUUAGUCAAACCUAAUUAUCAGUUUCCAUUUUGACACCUCAGAUUCAGCCACCUCGGGUGAAGUAUCCAUUCCUUUUGGCUGGUCACCAUAGCGAUUUUCUGUCAAAUCUUCUGAUUAGCAAACUGCCCACUUUACAAGUACAACAACAACCUGCUUUUUAGACUGGCAGCUACGCACUUUGUAGAUUGAGCUAGUCAUUGUGUUAUUACUUCAAGUUCAAACCCAAGUGUCAAAACACUAGCUUUAAGUAAUGAACGUCCUUUUGCACUUAACUAACUUGUACACUUUGGAUUUGAUGAAUCGUUUAUUGCAUUUCAGUCAUCUCUGAAUUGAAUGUGAUUGAGGACUGAUGCAUUUUGAUUAAAGCAUUUUGAGUUGCAGCUCUGUCAGGAAAACGGCAAGAAUCCCAUAUUCUGGAGAAUCCGUCUCAACUGACCGAUGUGGGACCUUAACCAAACCACUUUAAGCUUAAUCUGUUGGUGGAAUAGUGGUCUAAAUCAAAUCUCCACUCAGGGAAACAUGAGCUGUUUAAGACACUUCUGUCUCUUUCUCUCCGCGUUUUCACAGCCACGUUGUUUCAUCUCAGUUACAGCAAAGACUAAUUGAAACGCUUAAUCAUUCGAUUGGGGUUAAGAAAUCAUGUUUGAACCAAAAAACAUUCCUUGUUUUCAUUGGGAAGGAUCUGGAGUUGAAUUAUUGUGAGGGCUGGGGUCAGGGGGACCGUACAUUUCAAUGCAAAGUAAUGGGAAUUUAGCGCUGAUAGGUUUGUAUCUCACGUUUUUCAGAAGUAUAGUUAACUUUGCAAACUCUUUGUACUGGAGGUUUUUGACUGAUGUAUUGCCAGCCGGCUUUGUUUCUGACGAAGCCGUAUGUACGUCUUGUGAAGAUCGCCAUCUAAAAAACGUGUUUAUAAUGUUUCUUUAGGUAUACAUGUGAAACCUGAUCUUCUGACAAGAUGCAGAAGCAAAGGGUAGGUGCUCCUUUAUGCAAAUGAAAAAUAAAAACCUUGCAACCGCAUGAAAUUGUGAGAACUUGUUAUUUUUACUGCCCCUUCGACAUUCAUUUCUCAGUGUAACACCACUGUAGACUUAAACUAUACUUUUGAAGGGUGGUCAUGGAGUAAAGUUUUACUUUUGGGGAUUUGGAUGUUUAGAAUACAAACUAUGAUCCGUUUAUAUGAAUUAAAUUACCCAGCAAAGGUAGAAUUAGCGUUUUAACCUGCUGCAACAUUCAAAUGCUAGUCACACGUAUGCAUCAAUGACCGCUAUUUGCACUGAAAGGGUCCAUUCUGCAUACUUAUCUACACCAUUCAAUAAUAUUGUAACAAUGUUUGUAGUUUUCUGGAAAUGUCAUUUUCUUACUUGCAGCAAUUGUAAUAGACCUCAGAUGUUAAGACUCGUCCAAUCAGGUCACGCACAGGUGCUUUCUAAUCAGCUUAACGAUUGCUCUGAUGUAUUUGAGUGUCCUAGUAAGUUAAGACAGUGAGCCAGGAAGCAGGACCAAGACGUGAUCCCUGGGUCUCUCAGUAUAUGUGUAUCUUUUUUUAAUGAGUUACAGGAUAGAAACGCUGUGUUUUGUAACUGGAGCUCAUUAUACUGUUACUACACGGCUCUUUUUAGAUGAAAGGAGAAAUCUUAACACCAACAACAACCUGUGUUGGAGUCCAGUUUGAGCCACAGGCCCAGCCACGGUCAUGUGAUCCCACAUUCCACGCAGGCA